Molecule: messenger RNA, 1225 nt
Organism: Rhagoletis zephyria (snowberry fruit fly)
Lineage: Eukaryota; Metazoa; Arthropoda; Insecta; Diptera; Tephritidae
Molecular function (GO): N-acetyltransferase activity
Source: RefSeq, a predicted model, not a curated record
GUGCUUUGUGUCGGUCAGCUGUUUUCCGCUCAGUAGCUAAUAAUUUGUUCGCCACUUUAUCAGUUCAAUUGAAACGGUAUUUACAGUAUAUUUGGUCAGUAGAAUUUUGGCAGCGUUGACGUUUUCAUAACGAAAUUUUGGAGUGCGUGCGUGCUCAACCGCUAAACUAUUUAUUUUUAUGUUAAGAAUUAAAUUUCGGCGCAUAGUUUGCCGGACAAAUUAAAUCUAAAGUUCUUUAGAAAAAAUUACAAUGAGUGGUCAAUUACCAAAUACAAUUUGCAAUGGUGAAUUAGAAAUUGUUAAAAUAACUGAGGAUUUGUACGACCAAGCUGUCAAGCUUUUUAGAGAUAAUUUCAUGCAAAAUGAAAACAUUUGCAUAGGAACCAAUCUGCUCAGCUCACCUCAGGCUAUUAAAGAGUUACAAUCGCUAUGCAGAGGGAUACUCAAGGAUAACAUCUCAUUUGCUGCACGCAAUCUUACGAAUGGAGAGUUGGCUGCCAUCGCUGUCAAUCAUCUAAUGUCUUCAAAGCUGCAAAAUGCUUCAUUGGGUGAUGCCAUGAACAACUUCCAAUCGCCUGAAAUGAAAUGCAUUUUUGGAGUUCUCCAACGCAUUGAAAGUAGCGUUGACAUCUACAGGGCUUUAGAAAUCGAUAGCGUAAUAGAGAUUGUCUUCCUAUCCACCGACGCUAAUUACGUGCAACGUGGACUAGCGAGUAUUUUAUCGGAGCACUCCAUCAAUUAUGCGCGUCGUUUACUAAGUGGCAUACUGGCGGAGGAAGAUUUACCAGCGGCACAUGUGCGGACGCUUAAACCCGGUGCAGUUUGCUCUAUAUUCACAUCUCUAUUCACACAACGCAUUGGGCGCAAGUUUAAUUUUGAGAUUUUAAAUAAAGUGCCAUUUAGGGAAUUUUCAUUUGAGGGAAAAACAUUCGCUGAGCGAAUAGAUCCCAUACACGAGUUUGCGACAUUUGAAGCGUUGCGAUUGUGAGAGAUGGCUGAGUGGAAAAUGAGGCGGGGAAAGAUGUUAAAAAUACGCAAAUACAUACAUACAUACGUAUAAGAUUGUGUUGCUAACCAGGCGUUUAUUGUGAAUAGAAUAUCGCUUGAGAUACGAGUAUUUGAAAGCUCUGAAGUCAUAAAACUAAACGUUCCGAAAUAAAGGUCCUUGACAAAUCUUGGGCGUGUAGAGUAUUUUUUCUAUGCUCACAGAAAUAUAUACAUAAUA